AUGGGUCUCGACAGGUCGACAAUUGCCGUUACUUGUGCCGUUCUGUUGAUCUCCACUAUAGCGGCUAUUUACUUCCUACGGAAGAAAAAGGGCAGUGGUUCGAAGCAUCCUGUGACGCUGGUGGAUGAGGAUACCAAGUACGCUCUUCCAUUAGCCGAAAAGAUAGAAGUUAGCCACGACACACGCAAAUUCCGGUUUCGGUUGCCCUCAGAGAACCAUGUGCUUGGUCUUCCAGUGGGUCAGCAUGUGUACCUGAGCGCUAAAGUUUACUUCCGUGGCGUGCAUCCUAAGUUCCCAGAUGGUGGUAAGAUGAGUCAGCACUUGGAACAAAUGAAAAUUGGUGAUACGAUAGAUUUUCGUGGACCGUCUGGGCUAAUUGUUUAUAAGGGCCAUGGAAAGUUCGCCAUACGACCAGACAAGAAAUCACCACCGAAGGAACGGAUCAUCUCCGCCAUCCUCAAAGAUCCUGAAGACAAAACCCACAUCAGCUUGCUGUUCGCUAACCAGUCCGAAGAAGACAUUCUGUGCAGGAAAGAGCUAGACGAACUAGCUGCAAAGCACAGCGACAGAUUCAAGCUUUGGUAUACUGUUGAUCGUCCACCAUCUGUUUGGAAGUAUUCUACAGGAUUCGUAAAUGAUGUGAUGAUCAAGGAACAUCUCUCAAGUCCCGCGGAAGAUUCAGCAGUUUUGAUGUGCGGUCCGCCGCCUAUGAUCACGUUUGCUUGCAUUCCAAAUCUCGACAAAGUGGGUCAUGAUCCAAAGAAUAGAUUCCAAUUCUAG
Molecule: messenger RNA, 780 nt
Organism: Cooperia oncophora
Lineage: Eukaryota; Metazoa; Nematoda; Chromadorea; Rhabditida; Trichostrongylidae
Source: the annotation of a GenBank genome assembly